Molecule: messenger RNA, 1446 nt
Organism: Aaosphaeria arxii CBS 175.79
Lineage: Eukaryota; Fungi; Ascomycota; Dothideomycetes; Pleosporales
Product: clathrin adaptor, mu subunit
Exons: 4
Coding region: 73-1383 (436 amino acids)
Biological process (GO): clathrin-dependent endocytosis; intracellular protein transport
Cellular component (GO): AP-2 adaptor complex; cytoplasmic vesicle
Molecular function (GO): clathrin-cargo adaptor activity
Source: RefSeq, a predicted model, not a curated record
CUCGUACAUCACCAAAAACACCAUCCGCCGCUCUUCCACCCCGCAAUCGAUAACUUCCUCAUAGCAUCCGCCAUGCUUUCCGGUAUAUUGAUUUUCAAUCAGAAAGGGGAGAAUCUCAUCUUCCGCGCUUUCCGUAAUGACUGCCGCCCGCGGCUCGCCGACGUUUUCCGCAUUCAAGUCAUCUCCAACGCUCAAGUUCGCUCUCCUAUUCUCACCCUAGGAUCUACGACUUUCAGCCAUGUAAAACACGAGAACAUAUAUUUGGUGGCCGUAACGAAGAGCAACGCAAAUGCGGCAUUGGUGUUUGAGUUCCUAUAUCGGCUGGUGGGACUGGGAAAGGCAUACUUUGGGAAAUUCGAUGAGGAAGCCGUCAAGAAUAACUUUGUGCUUGUAUAUGAACUUUUGGAUGAGAUACUGGAUUUCGGAUACCCGCAGAACACUGAAACCGACACCCUGAAGAUGUAUAUUACUACGGAAGGAGUGAAAUCAGAACGGGCAAUGGAGGACUCUUCCAAAAUCACCAUGCAGGCGACAGGUGCUCUUUCCUGGCGGCGCGCCGAUAUCAAAUACCGAAAGAAUGAGGCUUUCGUCGACGUUAUUGAGGAUGUGAAUCUUUUGAUGUCUGCCACCGGGACUGUCCUUAGAGCCGAUGUGAAUGGUCAGAUCGUCAUGCGAGCUUAUCUCUCUGGCACCCCCGAGUGCAAAUUCGGCCUCAACGAUCGGUUGACGCUUGGAGAGGACAAUCUUCAACAACCCAGCGGGAACAGGGCCGGCGCAAAAGCAACACGAGCAGCAGCAGGAAGUGUGACAUUAGAAGACUGCCAAUUUCACCAGUGUGUAAAGCUCGGGAAAUUCGACACUGAUAGGAUCAUCUCUUUCAUCCCGCCCGACGGAGAAUUCGAAUUGAUGAGAUACCGUGCCACAGAGAACGUCAAUUUGCCGUUCAAGGUACACGCAAUUGUCAACGAGAUAGGGAAGACAAAGGUCGAGUACAGCAUCGCCAUUCGUGCAAAUUACGGCUCAAAACUCUUCGCUACCAACGUGGUCGUUCGAAUCCCCACACCUCUAAACACCGCACGUAUCACUGAGCGUACGAGCCAAGGCAAGGCAAAGUAUGAACCAGAGCACAACAACAUCGUGUGGAAGAUUCCCCGUUUCACCGGACAGAGUGAGUUUGUCCUCAGCGCUGAGGCUAGUCUGACCAGUAUGACAAACCAAAAGGCAUGGAGUAGACCGCCGCUGAGCCUAAACUUUUCCCUUCUUAUGUUCACAAGUUCCGGUUUGCUCGUCCGUUAUUUAAAGGUUUUCGAGAAGAGCAACUACAGUAGCGUAAAAUGGGUACGAUACAUGACAAGAGCAGGCAAUUAUGAGAUUAGAUUUUGAAGUGGAUUGUGCGCAAUGAUAGUCAACAUCAUGGCAGAGCAUUGCAGGCCUUUUGAAAUUGCA